AUCAGACGGCGGUUCUCAAAGCAAGCCGGUAAUUUCCAUGGAAACAGAGCUUACGACCAACAUCAUUACAGGUGAUUUUGAUCUUUAAAGGUGAGCUAUGUGUCCUUUUGGUUCUUGUCCUCUGUUUCUGAAUAGGAGCAAAACGUUGUAGUUGACUGGUCUUGCCUUCUCUUACUAAUAAGGUGUUUUAGAAAAAAAGCCUCAAAUGAGCAAUAUUAAGCUAGGAGUUGAAGUGAUUAGCGCACAGGGCCUGUUUCAGAGAGACAAACAUAACUCAUGUAGUCCUUUCGUGGAGCUCAAGUUCGACAACCAGAUAUUUCGCACGACGACCAAACCCAAUGACCCAAAUCCUGUCUGGCACGAGUGUUUUUACUUCUGUUUUUACUUCGUUGUCUCUGAUCCUUCCGUCUUGUCAAAUAGUACACUUGAAGCUCACGUCUACAGCUACCAGAAUGAAUUCGAUGCUAACCCCUUUCUUGGCAAAGUUCGAGUCAACGGAACAUCUUUUGUUCCUCACUCUGAAGCAGCUCCUUUCAAUUACCCUUUAGAGAAACGCAGUCUUUUCUCUCGAGCGCGUGGAGAACUUGGCUUGAGAGUUUUUAUCACAGACGAUCCUUCAGUUACACCUUCUGUCCCAACCCCGGUUCCAGAAUCUCCUCAAGCUUAUAGAUCAAGUCCGCGCAAAGAACCUGUGAAGUCCAUAAUCGCAGGUGACGCAAGUAUGGCUACUGAUGAGAGGAUAGAGCUAAAGCCUAAAUNAAUGGAGCAUGUUUCGUNUGAAGAGAUGAGAUUCCUCUACGUGAGAGUUGUGAAGGCCCGUGAUCUUCCCAACAGAGACCUUACAGGGAGCCUAGAUCCCUAUGUCGAAGUAAAAGUUGGAAACUUCAAAGGUGUUACCACGCAUUUCGACAAGAAUUCAGAUCCGGAGUGGAACCAAGUCUUUGCCUUCGCUAGAGAUAAUCUUCAGUCCAACUUUCUUGAAGUUGUAGUGAAGGAUAAAGACAUUGUCCUUGAUGACUUUGUUGGGAAAGUUAAAUUCGAUCUCAAUGAGGUUCGGUCUCGUGCUCCUCCGGAUAGUCCUUUAGCUCCCGAAUGGUACAGACUGGAGAACAAGAGAGGCGAGAAGAAGAAUUAUGAGAUAAUGCUUGCUGUGUGGGAGGGAACUCAGGCUGAUGAAGCUUUCGGGGAUGCGAUUUUCUCAGAUUCAUUGGUGUCUUCAGAUAGCUCGAAUAUUAUAUCCGCUAACCUCCGCUCAAAAGUGUACCAUUCGCCUCGGCUAUGGUACCUAAAGGUGAAAAUAAUAGAGGCUCAAGACGUCAUCAUCGCGUCUGACAAAUCCCGUCAUCCUGAGGCCUUUGUGAGAAUCAAAAUCGGUAAUCAGAUGUUAAGGACUAAAGUUUCUCAAAAAGGCAUUCAUCCGAAAUGGGGAGAUGAAUUCACGUUUGUAGUUGCAGAGCCGUUUGAGGAACCUAUGGUCAUCUCAGUAGAAGAUCAUGCUGCUCCUAACAAAGACGAGCCAGUAGGAAAAGCUGUGAUUCAUUUGUCUGACAUUGAGAAAUGUACAGAUGAUAGAGCCCAUGGUCCUCAUCAUGGCCGUUGGGUUCAUCUAGAAGACUCCAUCUCAGACGCUUUGGAUGCUGAUAGAGCCAAGAAAGUGAAAUUUGCUACUAGACUCCAUUAUAGGGCGGUUCUUGAUGGAGGCUACCACGUUUUUGAUGAGUCUAUGUAUUACAGCAGCGAUCUCAGACCAUCGGCGAAACAGCUCUGGAAACCAGCAAUAGGAGUCUUGGAGCUCGGGAUACUUAACGCAAAUGUGUUUCACUCGAUGAAAACUCGGGAUGGGAAAGGUACUUCGGACACAUACGUUGUUGCCAAAUACGGUCACAAAUGGGUUCGAACACGAACAGUAAUCAACAGCAUGACUCCAAAGUACAAUGAGCAAUACACAUGGGAGGUGUUUGAUCCUGCAACGGUUUUAACCAUCUGCGUCUUUGACAACGCUCAUUUCUCAGCUGGAAACAGUGGAAUCAACAGAGAUCAGCCUAUUGGGAAAGUACGUAUUAGAAUGUCGACUCUUCAGACGGGCCAUAUCUACACGCACGCUUACCCUUUACUUGUUCUACAACCUUCUGGUCUUAAGAAAAGAGGGGAGCUUCACUUAGCCGUGAAAUUUACCUGCACAUCGGUCUCCAGUAUGCUUUUGAAAUACACCAAGCCUCUCUUGCCUAGAUUGCAUUACAUACAACCGUUACCUGAAAACCAUCAGGAAAUGCUUAGGGGGGAGGCUCUCAAGAUAGUCGUGUCUCGUUUAGGGAGGUCUGAGCCACCGCUGAGACGGGAAGUGGUUGAGUAUAUGGCAGAUUCGAGAAGUCAUUUGUUCAGCAUGAGGCGAAGCAAAGCAAACUUCAAUAGGUUCACGAAGGUGUUCUCGGGUGUGAUCUCGGUAUGGAAAUGGAUGGAACAAGUGUGCACGUGGAGGACACCUGUGACGACGGCUCUGGUUCACGUGCUGUACACGAUGCUUGUAGUGUUUCCAGAGAUGAUAUUGCCGACUGUGUUUCUGUAUAUGGCUGUGAUUGGGUUGUGGAAUUACAGGUUUAAGCCCAGGUUUCCUCCUCAUAUGGACUCCAAACUAUCUCAUGCAGAGAGUGUGAAUGCUGAUGAGCUCGACGAAGAGUUUGAUACCUUCCCGACCAUGAGGGCUCCGGACAUUGUGAAAAUGAGGUACGACAGGCUGAGAAGUGUGGCCGGGAAGGUUCAGUCGGUGGCUGGAGACAUAGCAGCACAGGGAGAGAGAGUGCAGGCGCUGCUGAGCUGGCGUGAUCCACGCGCAACAGCUAUUUUCGUGACAUUCUGUUUCUUGAUUGCGAUGGUUCUCUACAUUACCCCUUUUAAACUUGUGGCUCUCCUCUCAGGCUACUACUUCAUGCGACACCCUAAGUUCCGGUACCGCAUCCCCUCCGCUCCCUUCAACUUUUUCCGACGACUUCCGGCCAUGUCCGACUCUAUGUUGUGAAUAAACAAACAACCAUGUAUAUCAGUUUAAGUCUAUAUAUAUCUUCAUCUUCGAA
Messenger RNA from Camelina sativa (false flax), 3071 nucleotides. The record is from RefSeq and is a predicted model, not a curated record. NCBI's taxonomy places the organism in Eukaryota, Viridiplantae, Streptophyta, Magnoliopsida, Brassicales, Brassicaceae.